This is a messenger RNA of Gilbertella persicaria, 1804 nucleotides long. Its product is annotated as apoptosis antagonizing transcription factor-domain-containing protein. The coding region runs from base 146 to 1690 and encodes 514 amino acids. The transcript is spliced from 7 exons. The record is from RefSeq and is a predicted model, not a curated record. Gene Ontology annotation, cellular component: nucleolus; nucleus. Lineage: Eukaryota; Fungi; Mucoromycota; Mucoromycetes; Mucorales; Choanephoraceae. Gene Ontology annotation, biological process: maturation of SSU-rRNA from tricistronic rRNA transcript (SSU-rRNA, 5.8S rRNA, LSU-rRNA).
UCAAAGUGAAAACAAACAGAGGACUUACGUAGCAUCCAAUGGUCAUGAUGCGAGUCAGUAUUUACAGUCACAGUCAAGCCACAUGUUUUCUUGGGGACUGAAAAAGACAGCUUCCAUGGGCUUUUCAUCUUGAAACCUUUCUCUCAUGUCAAAAAGCACAAAACUUGCUUCCAUUUUCGCCGAUCUUGAUAAUACGGCACCUAAAGAUUAUGAUCCCGAAGAUAUUCUUGAGCCCUUGAACGAUCAGAAUGACAUUAGUGAAGACGAGGCCGAUCAACAAGAUUCUGGUGCUCGCGAUCAUUAUGUUUCUGUAGGUAAAAGUAAGCUUCGUAACGAACAACCUUUAUUGGAUGAUCCUCGUUACAGUGGCAAGCGUACCAGUCGUAAAAAUAUUUAUUCUGAGGACGAAGAAGAAGAUGAUGACGAAGAAGAAGAAGACCAAAGUGAUGAUAUGAGUGGUAGUGGUGAUGAUAUCAAUGAUGAUGAUGAAGACCUACUUGCCAAAGCACAUACAUAUAAAGAUGAUUUUGAUGAUGAGGAAGUCAAUAGUGACUCUGAACAAGAUAAUGACUCUGAACAAGACAACGACUCUGAACAAGACAACGACUCUGAACAAGACAACGACUCUGAACAAGACAACGACUCUGAACAAGACAACGACUCUGAAGACGAUGUCAAUACUGAAUUGAAAAAGAUUCAAGAAGAAGAAAAGCAAAUGAUUUCUCAAUUAUCCAAGAGUGCACAAUCAGACGUUGAAAAGGGUCAGCAUGUUCGACAACAACUGACACUAUGGGAUAAUUGCUUAGAAAACCGUAUUCGUAUGCAGAAACUUAUGGACGAUGCUAACAAACUCCCUCAAAAGGAUACUUGGGUUGAUUUCAUGGCUAAAUCGCACAUAGAAGAUGAUUUAGAGGCUACAAAGCAUGCAUUGCGUGACAUCAUUGAUGAUUUGAUGGACAUGCGUUCAGAUCUAUUUAAGCAGAAUGGUGCUAUUGAUCUAUCUGAAGUUGACUGUCAUACUCGCAAGAGACACCUUGAAGAAGAAGAAAAUGAUGAUGAAUAUCUUGAUAGUCUAUGGAAAGACAUGACUCAAAUUAAUGAUGUAUUUGUGCCCUUCCGUAAUAGCACAUUAGAGAAAUGGAGUAACAAGGUUCAAGUAGCAGCAGGUGCUCGUUUAAACAAGAAAUUCAAGGCCUUUGAUCAAAAUAUCAUGACACAAAUUCAAGCUACUUUGGCUGAUAAACCUAGUCUAAUCAAAAGAACACAACUACAGAGAUCAGACUAUAAAAUAUUAGGUAAAGUUCAUAUUGAACAACACACAGAAGAAGAACAAGAUACAGGCAAGAAACCUGAUCGUCAUUUGAAUACCUAUGAUGUUGAAAUCUUUGAUGACCAAGACUUUUAUCAACAACAAUUGCGUGAAUUGAUUGAAUCUCGUAUGGUGGAUACAGAUGAUCCAUUGGCUAUUGGUAUGCGUUGGGCUGCACGUAAACAAACAGAACAAAAAAAGAAAAAGAAGGCUGUGAAUAGAAAAGCAAGCAAAGGACGUCAAUUAAGAUUUAAUGUACAUGAAAAGCUACAAAACUUUAUGGCUCCUAUACCUGUGGGUGACUGGCAUGAAAGCAUGAUUGAAGAACUCUAUACUUCUUUACUUGGUCAAAAAUUAGACGGUGAUAGUUUGGCCGAAUAAAAUAGUAGUACAGUUCAAAAUGAUGAAAUUUUGCCUGGAUAUAGUUUAGAUUUCUUUUUUUCAUUUUUUCAUUUUAGAAUAGCUUAAAAUCGCUCUUGUUGAAUAAGUCUGGAC